Messenger RNA from Lactuca sativa (garden lettuce), 459 nucleotides. RefSeq names its product succinate dehydrogenase assembly factor 2, mitochondrial. The record is from RefSeq and is a predicted model, not a curated record. Gene Ontology annotation, cellular component: mitochondrion. Gene Ontology annotation, biological process: mitochondrial respiratory chain complex II assembly; mitochondrial electron transport, succinate to ubiquinone; protein-FAD linkage. Lineage: Eukaryota; Viridiplantae; Streptophyta; Magnoliopsida; Asterales; Asteraceae.
AUGAGUUUUUGGCCUUAUGUUAAUUCAUUCUCUUGUUUCUAUUCUUCUAAUGGCGACGUCGAAUCCCUAGAUUUUGAUUUGUCUAACGAAGAAAGCAAGCGAAGAUUAACUAACAGGUUGUUGUAUAGAAGCAAACAAAGGGGUUUUCUGGAGCUGGACUUAGUUCUACGAAGUUGGGAGGAGAAUCACAUUGGAUCUUUAGAUGUAAAGGGGAUCAAAUCGCUUAUUACUGUCCUCGACGUGGAAAAUCCAUAUUUGUGGAAAUGGCUCACUGGACAGGAGCAACCUCCUGAAGUAGUAGAGACGAAUCCUAUAUUCAAUGAGGUGCGUAGCAAGGUAAUGAACAACCUGGAGAGCUAUGCAUCUAAACAGACAAGGGCUACACCUGGGCAACCAUGGGUGAGAGGAUGGGAUGAUUUCAAGAAAGGCCGUGAUAGUCCUGAUGUUGGGAAUCAGUAG